AGUCAUCACACAUGACCGCUACAAGCCUUGUUAAACACCGUGACGCAUGAUCCAGGGCACAUGUUCAUUGAUGUACAUGGUGAGUGAACUGGUGGUGCGUAUAUGUUGCAGUAGGCAUUGCCAAGACGCGGAGUUCUGCGCACCUCCGCGAUUUUCUGGACACCACCGUCAAACUCCACAUCGCCGCGUAGGUGCUGUCGACCAUCUCCCGCCUCACAUCUCGCUCCGAAAGCCGGCACGUGGUCCACAUCUCCCAUUGAUUGCUCGCGCAGUCAACACAGCCCAUCAUGGACGCAGUACCGAUCUCAAAGAAGCUGAUCGCCUUCGGCAGCAAGAAGAUCUUCCUGCCCAAGUUCACAGUCGCAAUGGUGCGCACACACGGUCUCUCGCCAUACCACGCGCGCUUCUUCGUCCCGCUGGACUUCUCAAAGUACGACCUGCGCGACUACCUUUACCACGCCUACAAUGUCCGAUGCUUCAACAUCCGGUCCUACGUCAAGCAAAUGCCCGUUCGCGACGCACCAGAUCAGCCGCGCCACUGGUUUCGCCCUGAAUCGAAGAAGUACAUGACAGUAGAGAUGGAGCAGCCCUUUGUAUGGCCUGCGCUGCCGGAGGACACAAAACCUUGGGGCGUGGGAACCGCGAAGGCAGAGACGGAGGCGGCAGCCCGGUCUAACGGGAUUGUCACGAUGGAGCAGAAGAGGGAGUCAGCCAGGUUGUUGCGGGAGAAGGUCAAGAAGCUUCUGACGAAGCAGGAGCCAGUGCUAGCGUCUAGUAUUGGGAAGAAGCUAGACCAAAAUAUAGAACUGACGCCUAAAGAGAAGGACACAGUUCAGGCUGCUGUGCAGAGGAAAGCAGAUAACAAGAAGAUGCCUGCAUUAGACUUCUGGGAGCGAAAGAGGUCAAUGAAAGUAGUAGAGGCUGACGACUCGAGCCGUUACACAAUCAAGGUAUGAGUAAGAAGAAAGAGCUGUGUAUAUUUGGCUGUAUCAUAACGCAUGGACUUGGAGUAAUUCAUCCGCAAAUUAUCGAAAGGAAGCU
This is a messenger RNA of Boeremia exigua, 1041 nucleotides long. Its product is annotated as mitochondrial ribosomal protein subunit L23. The record is from RefSeq and is a predicted model, not a curated record. Gene Ontology annotation, molecular function: structural constituent of ribosome. The coding region runs from base 288 to 956 and encodes 222 amino acids. NCBI's taxonomy places the organism in Eukaryota, Fungi, Ascomycota, Dothideomycetes, Pleosporales, Didymellaceae. Gene Ontology annotation, cellular component: mitochondrial large ribosomal subunit; ribosome. The transcript has 2 exons. Gene Ontology annotation, biological process: mitochondrial translation.